Messenger RNA from Anoplopoma fimbria (sablefish), 1581 nucleotides. RefSeq names its product phospholipid phosphatase related 1 (gene plppr1). Lineage: Eukaryota; Metazoa; Chordata; Actinopteri; Perciformes; Anoplopomatidae. The record is from RefSeq and is a predicted model, not a curated record. Bases 85 to 1059 code for a protein of 324 amino acids. The transcript is spliced from 8 exons. Gene Ontology annotation, biological process: signal transduction; phospholipid dephosphorylation; phospholipid metabolic process. Gene Ontology annotation, molecular function: phosphatidate phosphatase activity.
CCUUUUCUCCGGAAUACCGUUUCAUCACAUCGUGAGUGAGCUGCCGUGAAUCCCGAGAGGAGAAGUCUCCCGACAGGAGACAAGAUGGCGUCCAACAACACCCUGCGCAGCUACUCCAUCAUCCCAUGUUUCAUCUUUGUAGAGCUUGUCAUCAUGUCCGGCACGGUGUUGUUGGCGUACUACAUGGAGUGCACGGACCUGUUCAGCGUACACAUACAAGGUUUCUUCUGCAACGACGCCGAGCUGAUGAAGCCGUACCCCGGCACAGAGGAGUCCAGCUUCAUCCCCCCUCUCAUCCUUUACUGUGUGGUGGCCGCUGCUCCGACCGCUAUAAUUUUCAUUGGAGAGGUGUCCAUGUAUGUGAUGAAGUCGACGAGGGAAGCUCUCCUGGCCCAGGAGAAAACCAUCGUCACAGGAGACUGUUGUUACCUCAACCCCCUUAUCCGCCGUAUCAUACGCUUCAUAGGUGUGUUUGCGUUUGGUCUGUUUGCCACAGACAUCUUUGUAAAUGCGGGACAGGUGGUGACUGGAGGCCUCUCGCCCUACUUCCUGUCCGUCUGCAAGCCCAACUACACCGGCACCGAGUGCCGCUUUAAUCACCAGUUCAUCGUCAACGGCAACAUCUGCACCGGGAACCCCGUUGUCGUGGAGAACGCUCGCAGGUCGUUCCCAUCCAAGGAUGCUUCUCUGAGUGUUUACUCUGCUGUUUACCUGACGAUGUACAUCACCAGCACCAUCAAGACCAAGUCCAGCCGCCUGGCCAAGCCUGUGCUCUGUCUGGGAACCCUCUGCUCGGCCUUCCUCACCGGCCUCAACCGAGUCUCAGAGUACAGAAACCACUGCUCGGACGUAGUGGCCGGAUUUAUACUGGGAUCAGCCGUUGCACUGUUUCUGGGUAUAUGUGUUGUGAACAACUUCAAAGGCGUCCACAGUGCAGCGGCUAAACAGAAAACUGAAGACUACCGCGGUCUGCCUCUGAUGACUUUCCCCCGUGUAGAGAGCCCUCUGGAGACCCUCAGCGCACAGAACCACUCAGCAUCGAUGACGGAGGUCACAUGACUAAGGGGGCAGCACCGGGUCACGUUUGCGUCUCCACAGCACUUCCAGACACAAUGACGAGGACGCAUGCCACGUGGCUCUGAAUGCUUUACAAAAAAAAACAACACUGCUGAUAUAUCUGUUUAAUUCACCUGAGGGACAAAUUACACCAUGUUUCUAAAGGUUCUCAUCUAGUUGGGCUAUGCUCAAUUCACAUCAAUUGCGUCGGUGACAAAAAUAUCACAAGGCAAACUUAAGCACAGAUUGUUUUUCCAGAUAUUUGGAACCAUUUGAAACAUGGGACAUUAUUUUCCCUCCACGGUGCGCUGUUUGUAGUUAGAGGACGGUGUUUUGUACAUUUUGUAUGAGCGAGUGCUGUAGCCUAUCCUGACGGUGUUAAACCUGCGCACUUCCUGUCAGCUGACUCACCUUGUUUUACAUCACAUCCUGUCAGGUGACUUGCCUCGUCGAUCACCACAUCUAUUCCCCUCAGUCUGAAAAAUGUGCUAUGGAAAACAUAUUGAUGUUGUUGUUCUGUGAUGU